AUCGCGAUCGCGAGCGAGGUGCGCAGACCGCGUUGCGAGCUUUACCUUCCGACCUUUCCCCAUCUACUCGUACGAAAACAACGCUUUUAACAUCGCUCAAAUCGCUAUCUACCAGUACUGCGUAUCUGGAGAAUCGAGGAAUGAAUGGAAUACCUACGAGUUAUGAGGAUUUUCCUCCUGAUAUCGUUCCACCAGGUACAGAUUUCAGUGCACUUGACCUGACAGUCAUCGAAGCUCAGAUUGCCAAGCAUGAAGAUGCAAUCGGAGAGCUCGAACGUAUCAUCAUGUAUCAUCGUCAAGCGAUUGCCAGCUACAAGGGCCGACAGAACGUCAUCGUGCCAUGUAUCAAUGCCAUGCUGCCGCCAGAAGUCAUGGCGCACGUAUUUCUCCAGCGCGUUCUUUUAGGCUACGAGCCAUCAUUCUCUGGGGAAUUCUACUCGUGGCUUACGGUUGCUCAUGUAUGCAGACACUGGAGUAAUGUGGUAGCGUCAACGCCACAUCUCUUCUCAUACAUAGGUACCCCAAUAUCGAACCUAAACUUUCUUCAGCAAGUCAUGUUCUACUCCAAGCAAACACAGUUGGACAUGGUGAUCAAGGAGGAUGAGUAUUGUAUGGAAUUCGAUAUGUGGAAGCUCCUUGUAGCCCAGCUCCCCCGUACUCGGUCACUUGAGCUCUUCUGCUCCCCCUCCAUUACUACGUGGCCAAUAUGUCCCUUCCUGACAUCUUUGCAUUGGAAAGAAUCUCCUUCGUCGCCCGCAGUACUUGCGCUUGCUCGUGACCUCCACCGUCUCUUGCCUAAUUUGCGAGAAUUGGAAACGGACGCACAAACAUUCGGAGAUGAUUGGUACUUUCAUCCUGUUCCUUCGUCACUGAGGUCUUUGUCCAUCUCUCACGAUCGUCCAUUUCACUCGAUAAACGAUGUGGUUGCAAGGCUUCAGACACUGCCGUUAUUGGAGUCACUGAAGUUGAAGAACCUGAAAGACUCUUGUGGUGUCCCGUUGCAUGAUUCCACUCCUUUGCCUUCUUCCAUAUCACAUCUCAAGUCUGUGACUCUCAAUGCAGGGAUCACACUGUGUUCUGCCGUGCUGGAACAAAUUGUCUCUUUUGACAGUGUUAAUAUAGGUUUAUAUGCAGAAUUGCGGUCAAUGGAGAAUAUCCGGACAAUGCAGAGGAAUGCAACGGGGUUAUUUCGCUUGGCAACAUCCUGGCAUCAAAAUUGCGCGGUUUCCAUGGGCAAUCGUGUUUGCAGGUCAAUACUUUGUUGGUUGAGACACCCCCUCCAUAUUUUGAUUCCGGCGUGCAGAUCAAAGGAUGGGCCUCAGGAGAUUCUGAUACUCCCGCUUUUCAGUAUGCUCAGCCAGUUUUCAAUGUGCAACUUUUCUGCCGGACCUACAAUCGGUAUAUCAUUGCACAGUCGUUCUGCCAUGCUAUACUUCCAUUGCUGUCAACCGUCAAACACGCUAUGAUACCAUAUAGGUUCGUAGCUGAUGAGCCGCAGGAUGCACCGAGGAUCGCUUUUCAUCGCUACUUCCUCGCUUGUCUCCCCAGUGUCCAGUCCAUGCGAGUUACGUGCUGGGAAGGACCUUCGGGGAGGAAUACGACACAGCCAAUAUUUGAGCUCCCAAUGAUGCUUCAAUGCACAGAUAUAGAUUCGGACGAACUUCUGUUAAUUCCAGGGUUACGUCUUCUUUCUGUUGAUGUGUCUUUCAUGGAUCCUCUGUCAAGGCCUCAGUUUUUCUUACAGUUGCGGAAUGCACUGCAACUUCGGAAGGGCAGGGGGUUAGUCUUGGAAAUGCUAAUUAUUCAUGAUGGUGGGAUGGGAUAUUUGUAUGGCAUCAACGUCGCGGCUGAGGAAGCGCAUCUGACAGCAUUGGGGGAUGUUGUGCUAGCUUUGGAUGUUCGGCGGAGCACUGAAUAAUGUCCAUGGCACUACUUGUAGUAUGUACUUGACCAAUCUAUUGGUUUGAUUUAGCAGCAUGAAGAUCGGUCGAACUUAAUAUUGUGCUGGUCCUGGCUUUCAUGGCCACGUCUAAAACC
Somion occarium is the source of this 2037-nucleotide messenger RNA. NCBI's taxonomy places the organism in Eukaryota, Fungi, Basidiomycota, Agaricomycetes, Polyporales, Cerrenaceae. The record is from the annotation of a GenBank genome assembly.